Sorex araneus (European shrew) is the source of this 652-nucleotide messenger RNA. Its product is annotated as metallothionein-2A. The transcript has 3 exons. The record is from RefSeq and is a predicted model, not a curated record. Gene Ontology annotation, molecular function: metal ion binding. Lineage: Eukaryota; Metazoa; Chordata; Mammalia; Eulipotyphla; Soricidae. The coding region runs from base 346 to 534 and encodes 62 amino acids.
GCCCCGCCUGCUGCGCUCCGCUACAGCUAGUGCGCUCGGCUCCGCCCAGUGCGCCCGGCCCGCCUGCUGCGCUCGGCCCCUCACUCCCGAUGUGACGCAGGAGGUGGCACUGGCACCGGGCACCCGGCACGCACCGAAGUUCUGCGCCCGCUCCUACCCAGUGCUCUCGGCUCCACACAGAUCCCGGUGUUCCGGACAGCGGCACGCGCGCGCGCCCAGGGGCGGGGCUUUGCGCACGGCCCGCCUCCUGCCUACAAAAGAGCCCGGGCCGGCUGGCUCCACAGCUCUCCAGACAGCUGCUGCUCAUCCUCAUCUGUCGGCCCGAACUCCGCACCUCUCUGCCACAUGGACCCCAACUGCUCCGGCUGCGCUGGCGGCGCCUGCAGCUGCGCGGACUCCUGCAAGUGCAAAGACUGCAAAUGCAGCUCCUGCAAGAAGAGCUGCUGCUCCUGCUGCCCCGUGGGCUGUGCCAAGUGUGCCCAGGGCUGUGUGUGCAAAGGGGCGCCGUCGGACAAGUGCAGCUGCUGCGCCUGAGAUGGGGGGCGGGAAGGACCCCCUGGUGUAAAUAGAACAUUCCUAUGUGCCCCCUUGUCCUUGGCUGCCCUCUUUUUACUAUGAACAAUGUGAAUGACAAUAAAAGUUAUUGAAUGGA